Molecule: messenger RNA, 1269 nt
Organism: Colletotrichum godetiae
Lineage: Eukaryota; Fungi; Ascomycota; Sordariomycetes; Glomerellales; Glomerellaceae
Exons: 1
Coding region: 135-1013 (292 amino acids)
Biological process (GO): response to reactive oxygen species; hydrogen peroxide catabolic process; cellular response to oxidative stress
Molecular function (GO): peroxidase activity; heme binding
Source: RefSeq, a predicted model, not a curated record
CAUUUCACAAGUUCACGGGUGCCAGAGGUCCCCUCCCUCGGUUCUUGAACCCCCCUUCCCGAUGGGCAAUGGACCGUGGAAACUGACUCUACCUCUGCUAGUGUCAAAGGCAGGCUGGUGCCGGUGCAGGGUACAUGUGUAUUUCUCAAACGCCCCCAGGGCAACGAACAUUCGAGAUUUAUAUUCAAAGGGCCGCGCCGCCAGUCUCUCCUUCCACUUCGCUUCCCCCCCCUUUUCCGAAAGCUUCCUUCCCUUCUUCUAGUUCCUGCAAUUGUGUUGUUGAUACCUCCCGGAACUUCAUAACCACAUCACCAAAGCUUCCACCAAGGUGGGUCACAUCCAAACUCCCGCCAGAGCUCUCUACACAAUCCCCUUUGCCAUUGAGCUCCUGUCCUGCCGCCUUAUCUCAUACCGAUAUUACCCGAUACACUUGUGUCUCUCAACAAACACACCACACACACACUCCCAAAAGAAACCCCCCAAGUCUAACAUUCCAACUCGCACAGAUGGCCGCUUCCGCAAGACAUUUCGCCCGCGCGGCCCUGAGAACCUCCACGAGAACCUCCUUCGCCGCCGCUGCCCCCCGCCAGGCCUUCCGCCAGCAGGGCCGCCGCUUCUACUCCUCCGAGCCCGCCAGCAAAUCCGGCAGCUCGACCUGGAUCUGGCUCUCCGGCCUGGCUGUCGCCGGCGCCGGCGGCGCCUACCUCUUCACCAAGGAGGGCGGCGUCUCCGCCGGCUCUGUCCCCAAGGUCGUCAACCCCACCAAGGCCGACUACGAAAAGGUGUACAAGGUCAUUGCCGACCGCCUCGAGGAGAAGGACGACUACGACGAUGGCAGCUACGGCCCCGUCCUCGUUCGUCUUGCGUGGCACGCCAGCGGUACCUUUGACAAGUUGACUGGCACUGGCGGCAGCAACGGUGCUACCAUGCGCUUCGCCCCCGAGUCUGACCACGGUGCCAACGCCGGCUUGAAGGCUGCUCGUGACUUCCUUCAGCCCGUCAAGGGUGAGUGAAACCCCCUUCGCCCGCGAACAACUGCUGCUGCUUCUGCUUGCCAUUUGGACCAACCCUCGCUAACCUUUUCGCGUAGAGCAGUUCCCCUGGAUCACCUACUCCGACCUCUGGAUCCUCGGUGGCGUCGCCGCCAUCCAGGAGAUGCAGGGUCCCAUCAUCCCCUACCGUCCCGGCCGCAAUGACGGUGAGGCCGCCGCCUGCACCCCUGACGGCCGUCUCCCCGACGCCUCCCAGCGCGAGAAGCACCUCCGUGAC